Schistosoma turkestanicum is the source of this 2172-nucleotide messenger RNA. The record is from the annotation of a GenBank genome assembly. NCBI's taxonomy places the organism in Eukaryota, Metazoa, Platyhelminthes, Trematoda, Strigeidida, Schistosomatidae.
CAACAGGUUUAUACCAGCCCGUGAAAAAGAUAUUGCAUAUAUUGGAUAUUGUUUAUUGAAGGGUGGAUAAUUUAAGUUGAAAGUAACGGUUGUAAUGAGGAUAACUGUUUGCUUAUCUGGAGAUGCAUUUUUCCCACUAGAAGUUUCAAAUAGCACUUUAAUAUCAGAGCUCAAAAUGCUUAUUGAAGUUGAAAGUGGAAUAUCAGGAGUCGACUUUGAAUUAUCAAGAGAAGGCGAGAUUUUACGUAUUCAGUCAACUAGCACUAUUGAAAAAGCAGGAAUCAGGGAUCAGGAUCUUCUUUUUGCUGUCCCUAUCCCAAAAAGCAAUACGAAUGAAUCAGACAUUAGUGGGCCGUCACGUCUUGUUCCUUCGUUAGAUUUUAGAUCAAUAAAGGUCCCAAGUUCAUCGAGUUCUGGAAUGCCUGAAGCUAUACGAAAGUAUCUCCUAGGGAGUGCUGCCUCUCAGCUGUCUAUAUUACGUGAACGAAAUCCAGAGUUGGCUGCCGUUAUUAAUGACCCAGUUGCUUUUAAAAGGGUUUUUGAAUCACAACAGAAUAGUGCUCGUCAGCAUCGUGAAGAGCUUGAAAAUUUGUUGUCUGCAGAUGCUUUAAAUCCAGCAGUUCAAGAAAGGAUAGCUGAACUUAUAAAACAAAAGAAUAUUGAUAUGCAAAUGGAAAAUGCUUUAGAAUAUUAUCCAGAAACAUUUGGACAAGUUUCGAUGUUAUUUAUUAAUUGUAAAAUUAAAGGUCAUCAUAUUAAAGCAUUUGUUGAUUCUGGUGCACAAAGUACAAUUAUGAGUGAAAAUUGUGCACGACGUUGUAAUUUAGAUUCAUUAAUUGAUAAACGAUGGGCUGGUAAAGCAUAUGGUGUUGGAACACAAACUAUCAUUGGUCGAGUUCAUAAUGGAUCCAUUGAAAUUGGUUGUGUAUUCCUUCCGACAUCGUUUAUUGUAUUAAAAGAUCAAACGAUGGAUUUACUCAUUGGUUUAGACAUGCUUAAACGUCAUCAAUGUUGUAUUGAUUUGAAGCGUAAUGUUUUAGUCAUUGAUGGACAUAUUGAAGCGCCAUUUCUACCAGAAUCUGAGAUUCCAUCAUCUUUAUCGAAUCCAUCUAUUAUGGAUAAUGAAAAUAUUGAUGAACGAUUUGAUGAAUCACAAAAAUUAAAAAUCCAAUUACUUGUUGAUCGUGGUAUUGCUCGUUCCAGUGCAAUCGAUACAUUACUUCGUCAUCAUUGGGAUUUAGAUGCAGCUUUAGCUUCUCAUCUCCAGGAUAUGUUUGGUCAAUCAGGAUAAAAUUAAAUUGAAUUUCAUGUGUACGUGUGUGCGUGUAUUCCUGUCUUCAUGUCUGUCUGUCUAUCUAUCUAUCCACCUAUCAAUCUGUCUAUCUAUCACCUACCUGUCACAAUUUAUUAUUCUGAUUGAACACAAUCUACUACUACUUACUAUAUUCAGGUUUGUUUUUUUCAUUUUCUUUUCUAUGGAUCCGUUUUAAUUUCUCACUUAUUUGUGCGCGCUUAUCAAUAUUUUUUAAUCUACUAUAUGUGUGUGAAUACGACAAACAUGUUUCAUUUUCAUAUCAAAUUCUUAUGCUAUUUUUUUUUCUUAAUUUGUGAAAAGCUCAUUUUUUUUAUAUACGUAUAUAUAUAUAUAUAAAUACAUAUUUAGAAAAUGAUUAUUACAAUGCUAGGCUUUCUAUUUUCAUUGUUAUAUAAUAAUUAGUAAUAGUAGUAGGAGUGAUUGUUUCAAUCUUUUAAAUUUGUACAUUUUUUAAAAAUUGUAUAGCUAGUAGUUGCAUAAUGAUAUACAAAUAUAUAUUAUAUUUGUUUUUUUUCUGUAAAAGUUAAAUGAAUUGUUUAAAUUUUUUUAGUGUAGUACAAAUGUAAAUUUUUUUUGUACACUUGAAAAAAAAGCAAAUCAAGAAUUAUCAGAAGAAGAAGAAGAAAAAAAAAGAAAGAUUUGUAAAAUUUAUUUAAUAUGAUUUGUCAUUUGUUUUGAAUUUUUUAAAAUUUUAAAAAAUUGUUUAUAUAUAUAUUAUGAUUAAUGGUGAGUAAUGGUGUUGAAUUGUUGAAUUGUUGAAUUAUUGAAAAUUGAAUUGUUGUUAUUGUACAUUGAAAAAUGAAUGCCUUACACUUAUUAAUCUGUAUAGUAUUUAAUUUAGCGAAGUUGCAAUAAUA